Rana temporaria (common frog) is the source of this 3408-nucleotide messenger RNA. RefSeq names its product peptidase domain containing associated with muscle regeneration 1 (gene PAMR1). The record is from RefSeq and is a predicted model, not a curated record. Lineage: Eukaryota; Metazoa; Chordata; Amphibia; Anura; Ranidae. Gene Ontology annotation, biological process: proteolysis. The transcript has 11 exons. Gene Ontology annotation, molecular function: serine-type endopeptidase activity. Bases 363 to 2537 code for a protein of 724 amino acids.
GGGGGUUGAGUGCUAUUAUUACCGAGACAUCCUCUCUUCUUCCUCAGACAAGUGUGAGUCGUGUUCUCCGUCAGUACCUGCAUGAGUCCCCCCCCCCCCCCGGGGGUGUCUGCGUCUCUCCACUCCUAACCCGUGAACUCGUAUAACUCGGCUGCUUCUCCUUGGGAUUCCCCGCUGGAGGAACCUACAAAGGGGUUAAGUGUUUUCGGGGGGUGACGUAGCCAGGAAGACCCCUUUGUUGGAAGCGUUCCGUGAGGAUGUCACCGCCUGGACGGUCGAAAGUUUGAAUAGUCGGGAAGCCGGUGCAGCCACAGGCAAUGGCGAGGAGAGGACUCUGAUCGGAGUACAUAGAAGCCGGGAGGAUGGAGAAGACAAUGACCUUGUUAUUGGGGACUAGCCUGCUGCUGCCGUACCUGUACGCCUUCCAUAUCGCCGCCUACCCCAAAGGAGCGAAGUACACGGUCAUCAAUGAGAACUGCCCCGGGGCAGAGUGGAAUAUUAUGUGUCGCGGCUGCUGUGAAUAUGACCAGGUGGAGUGCACGUGUCCCGGGGGCAAUAGGAAGGUUGGCUACACCAUCCCCUGUUGCCGCAACGAGGAGAAUGAGUGUGACUCCUGCCUUAUACACCCAGGAUGCUCCAUAUUCGACAACUGCAAGUCCUGCAACAAUGGAUCAUGGGGGGGAACACUGGAUGCCUUCUACGUGAAGGGGAAGUACUGCUCAGAGUGCCGCGUCGGCUGGUAUGGAGGAGACUGCAUGAGAUGCGGAGAGGUCAUCCAAGCCACCCAUGGAGAGAUAAUGAUGGAAAGUUACCCCUUUAAUGCCCACUGUGAAUGGAGCAUCCAAGUUACCGCUGGAUUCACAGUAGAACUCAGGUUUGCAAUGCUAAGUUUGGAGUUUGAUUACAUGUGCGAGUACGAUUACUUAGAAAUCCGAGAUGGCGACAACGUGGAUGCCAAGAUCAUUAAGCGUUUUUGCGGUAAUGAGAGACCACUACCCAUCCGCAGCUCAGGAAAUGCACUGCAUAUUCUCUUCAAGUCAGACGGGUCCAAGAACUUUGAUGGCUUCUAUGCUACAUUUCGAGAAGUUACAGUCUGUUCCCCUUCGCCAUGUUUCCACGAUGGAACGUGCAUUGUGGAGAAAACUGGGUCCUAUAAAUGUGGCUGUUUAGCUGGUUAUACUGGAAGACACUGUGAAAAUGUGAUAGAAGAAAAGAGCUGCAUGGAUCCAGGACCUCCACUGAACGGAUAUAGAAAAUUAUCAGAACAGGAGUUUCAUAGAGUUGGGAAUAAAGUGGCGGUAGGGUCCACCAUCCAUUAUAUCUGUAACAACUCCGAGGUCCUCAGUGGAAACCAGGAGAGGAAAUGCCUGGAAACGGGGCAAUGGUCUGGGAAACAACCUGUCUGUAUCAAAGCUUGCCGGGAGCCGAAGAUCCCAGACUUGGUGCGCCAGAAAGUCCUUCCCUCCCAGGUUCCGAUCCGGGAGACUCCACUACACCAGCUAUACUCCAGUUCAUUCCCAAAGGAGAAGAGUGACAUCUACCCAACCAAGAAGCCAGCUCUUCCACCCGGAGAACUUCCUCAGGGCUACCACCAUCUUCACACACAGCUGCAGUAUGAGUGCGCGUCUCAAUUUUACAAACGCACAGGGAGCAGCAGGAGGACGUGUCUGAAAACUGGGAAGUGGAGUGGGCGAGCGCCAUCUUGUAUCCCUGUUUGUGGGAAGCUGGGGAAUUUCACCGUCUCGCGGAUAUCUGAAAUGCGUUGGCCAUGGCAGGCCGCCCUGUACCGUCGCUCUAACGGGGUGAAAGGUGCCAACCUGAGGAAGGGCACCUGGGUGCUGGUGUGCAGCGGGGCUCUGCUUAACGAGCGCACGGCGGUGAUCGCGGCUCACUGCGUGACAGACCUGGGCAAGAGCACCAUUAUCAAGGUGUCAGAUCUGAAAGUGGUGAUGGGAAAAUUCUACAGAGGCGACGAGCGCGAGGAGAAGAGCCAGCAGCAUCUGCAUAUCUCAGCCAUCAUUGUGCACCCCAAUUAUGACCCCAUUCUGCUGGAUUCCGACAUAGCGGUCAUCAAACUCCUUGACAAGGCCCGCGUCAGUGACCACGUGCAACCGGUUUGCCUUGCCUCAUUACCAGAACUCGACUCCUCCACCCUGGACACCAGGAUCGUCACAAGCGGCUGGAGGAUCCUCUCUGACCCCAAGGCCCCAAGUUACAAGAACGAGACGCUUCGCGCUGGUCUUGUCUUGCCAGUGGACUCGCUAAUGUGCGAGCAGCAGUAUGAGGAGAAUGGCAUAGCCGUCAGCGUUACAGAAAGCAUGUUUUGUGCCAAGCAGGUGUCAGGAGCUCACAUCUGUCCUUCAGAGACUGGCGGUAUUGCUGCCGUGUUACUGCCGGGAACUGCGCCCUCUGAGAGCAGAUGGCACCUUAUGGGACUGGUCAGCUGGGGUUAUGAUAAAACCUGCCACCAAGACUUGUACACCGGCUACACCAAAGUUGGCACCUUCAAGGAAUGGCUUGAUAAAAAUAUGAAGUAGACUCUGAGAUGAAAGAGACUUGGUGAUGGGUCAAUAACCAAGAACUAGGGACUCUGUCCCAUAUUUAUGUAUUUAUAUCCACAUCACGGUAAUCUACAUCUCAUCUCAUUUUAGAUAACCUGGUCUUCAGGACUUUCUGAAAUUUGCAGGAGAAUUCCUGGUUUUACCUACAAACACACAUUAUAUUAGGAAUAUACAUUCCGUUCCAAGAGUUUUGGUGCAAUGUUGGCAUCAUCUUGCUUGUGUGCCAGAGAAAUCAGGUACCUGAAGGGUCACAUAGACAAUGACCAGUGUUCCUGAUAUAUUGCAAAGCUUCUAAAGCAAUCAACUAGCUUCCAAGGGGCCGCUUACAUCUCUCUACUCCUUGGUGGCCCUCAUGACAAUAGUAGAGUGGACAUGACAUGUGUCUGCUGUCUUCCCUCUGCUCUACCCUGCGGCACCCCCUAUGCAGGUCACGUGCCCACAUAUGGGCAAGCGGAGCCUGGGAUACAUAGUGGGAGGCAUGCCUGGGGAGGGGGGGCACUUUACCCAUGUGUGUGGUAGCAAUCAGAUGGCAGUGGUGCCGCCCAAAUGUUUCCACCUGAAGAGUGAGGGCAAGCAGCAGGGCUAAACGUAGAAAAAAAUCUACUUGCCCGGCACCCCGGACUUUAUGUCCCGGGCAUGGGCGAUGCAAAUUGUGCAUCCCUGCAACAGUAAGUGGGCUGACAAAAGCCCAGGUGGCAGGAAGCAAUUUCUAGUUGCCAUGGUGAUUUUUUGAGCCCUGCUCUAAGAUCAAGUAUGUAUUGAAAAUAGAAACAUUUUAUUAAAGCGGUAGUUCACCCUCACUCACAUGAUUUUACCAUCGAGACAGGCAUUGUAGCGCGAGCUACAG